AUGAAUCUUGAGGAAUAUCGCCAGCAUGGCAAAGAAAUGGUGGAUUACAUAGCUAAUUACCUUGAAACAAUUCGAACAAGACGAGUUUAUCCGGCUGUAUCACCUGGAUACUUGAGAAAUAUUUUACCAAUAUCAGCUCCAGUUGAAGGUGAACCAUGGGAAAAUAUUUUUGAGGAUAUUGAAAAAUGUAUUAUGCCUGGGGUAACUCAUUGGCAAAGUCCUUAUAUGCAUGCAUAUUUUCCGGCACUUAACUGUCCAGCUAGCUUGUUAGCAGACAUGUUAGCUGACGCUAUUAAUUGUCUUGGAUUUACUUGGGCAUCAAGUCCAGUUUGUACAGAAUUAGAAACGAUUGUAAUGAAUUGGCUUGGAAAAAUGAUUGGAUUGCCUGAAGAUUUUUUACAUUGUCCGGGUGGAUCAGGUGGUGGAGUAAUACAAACAACUUCCUCGGAAUCAACUUUGGUUUGUCUUUUAGCUGCUAGAACACGAGCUAUACGUGCUAUCCAAGAGGAUGAGCCCGAUAAGUCACCAGGAGAAAUUAAUUCUCAUCUGGUUGCUUAUUGUUCGGAUCAGGCACAUUCUAGUGUAGAAAAAGCCGGACUUAUUGGGCUAGUACAAAUGCGAUAUAUCGAAUCAGAUGAUAAAUUAAGUAUGAGAGGAGACAUGUUAAUAGAAGCUAUCGCACGGGAUCGUGAAGCUGGACUGGUGCCAUUCUUUGUAUGCGCAACUCUUGGUACAACUGGCGCAUGUUCUUUUGAUAAUCUGUGCGAAAUUGGGCCGAUUUGUGAAAAAAAUUGCAUUUGGUUACACAUCGACGCUGCUUAUGCAGGAAGUGCUUUUGUCUGUCCUGAGUUUCGUGGAUGGUUACGAGGUGUCGAAUUUGCUGAUUCAAUUGCAUUUAAUCCAAGCAAAUGGUUGAUGGUUCACUUUGAUUGUACAGCGAUGUGGGUAAAAAAUAGUCAAGCACUUCAUAGGACAUUUAAUGUUGAUCCUUUAUACUUAAAACAUGAAAAUUCUGGACUUGCGAUUGAUUAUAUGCAUUGGCAAAUUCCAUUAUCAAAAAGAUUCCGUGCUCUUAAACUUUGGUUUGUAAUCAGAAAUUACGGAAUAACUGGAUUACAAAAACAUAUCCGUGAAGGCGUUCGUUUAGCUCAAAAAUUUGAAGCUCUAGUAUUGGGUGACUCGAGAUUUGAAAUUCCAGCAGCAAGGCAUCUUGGCAUGGUUGUUUUUCGUCUUCGUGGAGAGAAUUCAUUAACAGAGAGACUGCUUAAAAAAAUGAAUAGUACUGGCAGAGUUCACUGUGUUCCUGCUUCAUUGCAUGGAAAAUACGUCAUACGUUUCACUGUUACUUCAACCAAUACAACAAAUGAAGACAUUUUACGUGAUUGGGCUGAAAUUAAAACUACUGCUUCUGAGAUUUUAUCAUCAGCUACUGUAUCACCGGCUAGAGUUAAAGUUUCUCUUGCAGAAACGCGUCAAAAAAAUGAAAAUUUUGGAUCAAGUUUAUUGCUUGCUAAUUCCCCAAUGUCACCAAAAAUAGUUAAUGGUAGUUUUGCAGCAAUAUAUGACACAGCUGACGUUUUUAAUGACUGUAUGAAGACAUUUGGACAACUACGUUUAGAGCCACGUGAUAGUCCAGCAAUGCGACGUCGUAUCCGUGGUAUUUUAAUGUCAGGUAAACAAUUUUCACUAGAUUCACGAAUGGACUUAGUUCAGGGAUAUGCGUCUUGUGGACGUCCUUUGUCGGAACCUAAUACAACACUACCGUUAAUGAAAGAAGAUGAAGAUUAUAAUGGAAAAAAUGAUUCAAAUCUCAGUAUCGACAAAACUGAUAAAUCUAUCGGUAAGAAUGUAUCAACAAACAGCAAUAAUAUACAAGAGUGAAUAAUAAAAAUAAAA
Molecule: messenger RNA, 1896 nt
Organism: Microplitis demolitor
Lineage: Eukaryota; Metazoa; Arthropoda; Insecta; Hymenoptera; Braconidae
Gene: Hdc
Product: histidine decarboxylase
Exons: 14
Coding region: 1-1881 (626 amino acids)
Biological process (GO): L-histidine catabolic process; histamine biosynthetic process
Molecular function (GO): pyridoxal phosphate binding; histidine decarboxylase activity
Source: RefSeq, a predicted model, not a curated record